AUGAAGAAAGGAAGCACAGCGAAAGUCUAAUGUUAUGACUACACUAUACCUAAUAUCUUUUCGUGCCGAUAUGAAAAGCUAUCUAAGUACAGUAUGAACGGGAACAGCACAGAGCUCUUAUCGAAGAAAAGACACCGGAGCGGUUGGCCGAGAGGUUUUGCUGCACUACGGUCCGAAUGUAUGUUCGCACAAUGCGACGUGGAGGCGUGUGUAGCCGAGCGGUUAACACCUGGAACCCUGGAUUUGGAGGUCCGGGGUUCAAGCCUCGCCCGUUGCUUUUUUUCCUUAGAGAAGGAACUUUACUCUACUUUGUCUCUCUUCACCCAGGUGUAUAAAUGGGUACCGGCGACAUUUAACUGCUGGGGGUAACCCUGCGAGGAACUAGCAUCCCGUCAAGGGGAGAGUAGUAAUAAUCCUAGGUUUGCUUCAUGCUAGGCUUGCUCCAUCUUCGGAAACCGGAAAUAAACUCCGGCCGCUUGUGCCUUUGGCACGUGUGCACCUUUACCUUACAAUGUGACGAAGGCUGGAAGAAACUUACCUAAUACUACAUUUCGAAGAUCGCCGAGGCACAGCAUCGCUUCGGUACAGAAAUCGCGCCGAAAUCGCUGUGGCUUUUUUUAGUUGUGUGUUUGAAUAGAAGCCCAAUCCAAUAUGUUUGUCUUGUCGCCUCAAGAGCUGUCUGGUAAAAUGUGAAUAUAGCCUUAGCCAGGGAAUUGGAAUCCUUUCCAUAACUUAAUUGUUUCGCCUUUUUUUUUUCUUUUUUUUGGUAGCAUCAGUAAAAUUUCAAACGGCACUCUGGCUUAGCCACCCCAUGUUUAAGGUGGCUGAACAAAGUUUCUCUAGAAAUGCUCUAUCGGCCUUUAAAAAACUGCGCAUACCUGUAAUAUUAUUAUCAGGGAAUAUGCAGCAAAUUAGCUUUGUAAGAAAAAAGUGUGGGUAGUAGCUGAUACCCAAUGAAAGUUUGUAAUGAUCCAUAAACUAUCAAACUGUGUACAGCCACCUUUAGUUAAUACUCCUGGAGAGGCCUGGAUCAGACUGACGAAUCUAUAUGCGUUUCGCAGGCGACAGUUUUAAAUAAAGUCCUCAAUGCUUUGCUGUUUUAGCUUGUCCAGUUGGUUGGUUGCAAUACCAGACCUCCUGCUACUUGUUGUCGAGUGAGAUGGCAAAUUGGAUAAAUGCUACAGAGAGAUGCACAAGUUUAAAUUCUCAGCUGGUGACCAUUGCAAACAGAGACGAAAAUGACCUCGUCGCUUCCUUUGCCAGUAGUUUCUUUUGGAUAGGCGCUGAAUGGAAUGAAACCACGUUAAACUAUUCUUGGGUAGAUGGUUCAAAUAUUUCAUUUACUGAAAGAUGGAAAAACAAAAAAUAUAGUACAGAUUUGUGUGUGGGUAUCUGUGGCAGCGUGUCAAACGAUAAAGAAUGUGAAAACAUGAGCGAAUGGUACCAAGAUGACUGCUUUCAUCUUCAUUACUUUGUAUGUGAAAGGAAAGGUAAGUGACUUACGUACAGAGAAGAGAAAAAUUGAUUUAUGUCUCUAAAAACACGAUAUAUGAGUUGAAUUCCAUUUCUCCACCCUUCUAGCUAUUUCUUGGGGGAAUAAAAUCUCAAACCAGAAAGUUAGAGAGCUAAUUCGUUUUUAAACAUUUUAUUUAUUGACAUUUUUUUGCGAAGCCUGUUGCAAAACAAACUUCGUCCAUGUUUACAAAGACACUGUCGUUGUUGUUGCUGUCGUGUAUUUUUCUUCUCGUUCAUGUUUUACAGAACACCAAGCCUAGUGUUCACCAUUUGUAAUAGACUAAGAUAGUCCAGAUGACUGUAGUCCUGACUGCAAACUUUUCGGGAAGACAAUCAGCAAAUGGUAUGACUCCUUAAGGUUCAAGCUUAGCGUUAUUUGCUAUAAGUGGCUAAGGUUUUCCUUUACCGACAGCUUAUCAGGAAGCUGAAAAUCUUAAAUGCAACGACACGUCACUCGGAUUUGAAAAUGGGCUCUUCCCUGAUGAAAACAUAACAGCUUCGUCAACAUUCUUUGAUAAAUACCCAGCAAAAGCGCGGUUAGCAGGAGAAGAAGCCUGGUGUCCACAAACAAAAUCGUCCCAGGAGUACUUGGAGAUCUCGUUAAGCUCAUUACACAGCAUUUGUGCUAUAGCAACACAAGGAUUUCACAAGAUUGGUGCAUUUACGACGACAUACCUUCUACAGCUAUCAACAAAUGGUACACGCUGGGAAUGGUAUAUGCAAAAUAAUGGACAUACAGAGGUAAAAUAUGAGCCAAAUAUUUUAUAAAACUCAGAAGUAUUCUGGUUAAAAUGCAUACAUUGCCCACCUACUUAAUUUUUUUUUUCGCUUGAGCUAGGAGGGCGUUUCUCGUAUGACCUCCAGCUCAUGCUAAUAACAAAAACUCAGAAUGUUUUACUUUGAAACUAAACUUUUGGAUUACAAAAAAUUCUUGCAAAAUAGAAAACUGUACAUGCAUGAAGUGCAUAUGAAAAGAAGUACGCACCUGCAACCUCUCCUGGUCAAACCUCUUGGGACACUAAUUAACGCAAUAUAUAGCUGGUCAAAAUGAUACAUUUUCUCUUCCCCUCCCCCUCCCCCGUGCAGUGUUGACGUUAUGCCUUGAAGUGUUUUUCAACAAAGUCAGCAUUGCUUAGGGGAGAGGGGGACAGCAGAAAAAGGCUCUUACAACAACAUUUUCAAGCUUUUAUAAGAAGUAAAAUACGAGUUUGUUCAGCAAAGUGCGUUUCAGGCCUCAUUUCUACAAGCAUCCCGAGAGGUUUUGACCUGCAGUUAUGCAACGUGCGCGCAUGUUAAUGAUGGUAAACACUUCUCUAAUGUUCUUAUAGAUAUUACAAGGCAACGUCGAUUCGUAUGGGAUUGUUAAAAGCGAAUUUCCAUUCGCGCCCAGGGCCCAGUAUGUGCGUAUCUGGCCAGAAUCGUUUUGUGUUCAUCCGUGCUUAAGGAUUGAGAUUUAUGGAGUUCCGGUCAAUAAUUUUACAGGUGGGUAGUUUAAGAACUUGCACGUAGAAUGUUGGGAAAUUAAAUGUAAAUUAACAUUCAUUCAAAAUGUUUCCCCAAUUCUGAUUGGCUAAAAGCACACGCAUAAUUCACCAUAACCAGUUACUGAUGACCAAAUUUGGAAGAAUUUUGUGUUUAACUAGGAAAUGACGUCAAAAAUGCAGCCUUCUACAGGUUAAUGUACCAUUAACCGAGAAGACCCGGGGACGAGGUUGAGUUGUUGUCGUUUCUGAAAACAAAGAGAUGGCGGACAUUUGUGAAAACUAAAAUGGCGCACACCUCACUCGUUUCAAGAGUAAGAACUACAGCUGGAGCUAAGCGAAAUAAUGGCUAAAACUAGCAAAAAAAAAAAACAGCAAGAAGACAACUCGGAGGGCGACAUCUGCUAUUUGAAGAAUAUUUGCGGAGCUGGACAAACCUAAACGUACACUAUCGAAGAUAAACUUAACAUCGAUGCAGGUAAGCAUGUUUUAGCUGUCUUUAAACUAAGAAUUAUUUUGAAUGAGUAAUAAGGCCUCUGUGGAUGACACCCUCCGAGAUCUGCUUCAUAUCCUACGAAAGCCGAAUUCGUUAAUAAAAAUGUCAAGAGGUAACUAAAUAAAUAACGUCAAGAGGUUGAUUAGGUCUUGGUCAAGUGUGUUUUUGUGAAGAAAGUGUGAUUGAUUGGUAAUACCUUUUUUAAGAUAAAUAUAGAUGAGAAUUUUCUCGAAUGACGUAUAUGGUUUUAUGCCUUUACGUGCAAUUUGGUCAAGUGAACGGAAUAUUAUUAGCUUUUUUUUCGGAGGGAAGUUAAGGAAACUAACAAAUUGAUGGCAAAUUUGAGUUAUUAAAUAAUUUUUUUAAACAGUUCUUCCGUUUGUUGGUUAGUUUGUCUUUUGAUUUUUAAUGACUUGCAGGAUUUAUCCCUCUUGCGCCAAUUGAAUUCCGACUUUUUACUUGAAUUUUGUCUUCCCGGAUUUCUUACGUAGAUUUCCUUUGCUCGCCUUCGCCGAGCUGUUUUGGUAUCUGUUUUAUCCAAUGCCUUCAGAAAUACUACUUAUCAGAAAGGUAAAACCCAUUGCAUACUCCGCGGUAUGCAACUAGUGGUGCGUAGUAUGGAAAAAAAUCCGGCGGCCAGAGUGCUCGCUGCAACCACGUUUUCCCGCUGAUAAAAGAGCAGAUGUCGAUAGACAGAUAACGACAGAUAAAGCUUUCCUCUCUUUUAAAAAGUAUUGAUUAAAUAGUAUGUGUUAUAGUUACCAAAAAUGAUGAUGAUGAUGAUGUCCAACUAAAAGUGGGCAGUUUUUGAAAGCGUUAUCGUUCUUGCAAUAGCUUUACUAAGGAAAUAAAGUCUUACUGUUACCAAUAAUCUUUAAAACAUCGCUUCAAACAUGCAAGUCGAAUCGAGCGCUACACCUCUGUUGACAGAAGAUAAAGCGAGUUCCUUACUUGGUCAGUUCUGUCCGUUUCAUCCCUAUUCAGCGUUGGAGUUGGUAGAAAAAGAGCAAGGAUUUUGCUGUGUGUACCGCUCUAAAAAAAAUGUGCUUUAUGUUUGCCCCCGCUUCAGAAUGAAAAGGGGACGUAGAGCGGAUCACGUACUAUGCACACUCUGAUGUGAAACAAUAUGCAGCUCAGUUGGUCUGUGAUUUUUCUAACAAGCCUGCACUGACAAAAAGUAAACAGCCUUGGAGCCAGCAUCGCAUGUUUCUGACAUGUUACAAAAAAGAGUGUAACUUUUUUAUGUGGAUAGACCAGCCAAUAUCGCAUGGUAUCAAGGAGCGGCUCUCGUAUUCACCUCAGCCACAGGUCACAAGAUUCCAUCCUUAUGAAGAGAUAAAAAAACGACGCCAAGAGGCUAAACAGAAAGCAUUUAUCCAGCACCAUUUAUACACGCAAAUAUGACGAAGACUUUGAAAUGUGUGACAACGGGUUUACCAGUUUGGGAAGUCCUAACGUCUUUCAUGGGCUUCGAUACAGAGAAUGGAUACAUGAAAUAUGGGAAUCGUGUAAGUUUUAUGUCUGAAAAAUUAAAGAAGACUCUCGAGACGACCCAGAUGCUACACUUUGUUUAGAAAAAAGACGACGUGCUGCGCCAGGCACCUCGAAAUUUACCGAGUUUUGAAGGUUUUGUAUGAAAGACACAUUGAAGACAAACACGUACCUUUUCAACGUUAUGUCAUCAACCCCGAAGAACGUGAAGAGAUUGAAAACGAUAAACAGUUACCUACUUCUUCAAGGGCUUUUGUACAAGAUGCACGCAGAACAAACUGUAUCGCGAUGCUUGACAAUAUUUUCCUCCUGUUUGUUCUAAAUCAAUGAAACAAGUUUGUUUUGAAUAAUAAAUUUCAUGUAACAUCCUAAAUAGACAAAAAGUUGUAAGGAUUGUGAAGUCAUCAAUAAGACACACUUAAAAUCUGGUUGUUGACAGUUUUUAUGGAAACACAACAAUACGAAGGUCGAGGAAAAAAAUUCUAAAAACAUUCAUAAUAGGACUAGUCUUGAUCUUGUGGAAUGGGCCUGCUUUUCGUAUUAAUCGAUUGAGUAAGUUUUUUCGCUUAUUAAUCGCUAGUUCUGUCGAUUCCAACCAAUCAAAUCCUUCUGUAUCUUCAAGCUCUUUUUGGGUUUUUACUCCAUCACUUUUUUGAAGGUGGGAUCUUUUUUCAUUGCACGCAUCCACUGUAGAUCCUCUAAGAGUGCUUUUCUCAGCUUUUUUAUGUAAACAGGAACAAGAGCGUUUUCGUUUGCUUCUGCUUUGAAAAUGGAAUAAUAAUUACUCAGGGGUAAUACAGUGUAAAGAGUUGUAGAGAAAAAAAAAAGAACUUGCCAAUUUAUGACGAAAAAUAUACUUUAAAAACGAAAUAAGAUAUUAAAAACGCUCUGAUUAGGUGAGUUAUGACGUCAUGUCCCUCUUUUAGUAAAGAAAAAAAUUACCAGGUAGGACAUUACUUUCCUGCAAGUUUUCGCUGCCAUGUGAUGAAACGUCAACUCACUACAGCCCUCGACCUAGUCUCCCGACUUUUUCGCUCAUGUUCAUUACCCCCUUAAAUUUUAAAUGCCGGACGUCAACUGAUGAUUUUUAAAUGCCCCACACGAUCAAAACCUCAGAUAAAGUGUUUAUUUUUAACCCAAUAAUGCCAUCUUGUCACAGCAACCAAAAAACCCAAUUCGGAAAUAGUCCCGUGACUGAUGACGUCAUCACCCUAGAUGUGACAUGGGAAGAUAUUUCAUGGCAAAUGUUAUCUUGUUGCGGUCUGACAUUCUUCUACGUAUAAAAUUGUCAAAGUUAUCCCAUUCGCUCCUGGAGAUUUUGCCGGAAAAACGCGUUUUGAAGGUACUCGAGUGGUUUUCUGCCCACUGCCCUGCUAUAAAGAGCUAAAACUCACCACAAACCGGUUUACAGGUCGUACACUUCACGGCCUUCUGAUCCAGAUGCAAAAUAUCAGCUUGCGAAGUUCGGGCAUGCGCGAGCAGAAAGCAAAAUGAUGGUUUUUGAGUUUAAAAGUGACACAGCAGUCUUGACUUUUACCUUUCGCUUUCUCUCCUCCCCUCUUUUUUCGCUUUUCUUGCCUCAUUUUUUCUUUUCUCUUGCUGGGCAUUUAGUAGGCUUCAUUUUGGUGGGAAUAGUUUUUAGGAAAGCUUUUAGGAUCUUAGGAUUAGGUGAAAGGAAAGGUAGGUGAGCAAUGGAACAAGAUUUUCAUGGAGAUUUUCAGGUCAAUGUUACAUGGUUUUUUGCCUCUUUCUCCGGUGUCCUUGACUGAAUUGUGCUCAUUCUGGUAUGGUUUGAAAGAUCUCUUCACUCUGCACAAGUUAGCGGACAAAGUUGUCCUUGACCGUUAAAACUGAUGACGUCACAAAGGGUAGAAAAAACGUGGAUCCGCACGGGCGGUUACCGGCGGUUCAGGCGCGAAUGGGUCAUAAAGCUUUUUAAAAAGUUGCCUCAAAGGAUUCUGGGAUAAUUUUUCUGAUCAUUAUAAUUUACUUUAAUAAUUAUUGAGUAUUUUUGAAUCCAAAUAAUAAACUCUGUUUGCCUCCUUGCAUAUAAUGUUAACGUACCGUUUCGCAAGGGAUCAUCACUUGGCAGUGUCUUGCAAUUCACUUUCCUCUGCAUUUGGCAUCGGAAAAUAUUUUAUCUGCUUACCACUGAUAAAUCACAAUAAUUUGGUAAACUUUUUUUAGUACUUGUUUACUACAAGCUGACAAAAUAAUAGACAACAAUUCAUUUUGCUUUUACUCCAUAAACUAUGGCAUUGACCUUUUUUCAUGUGAUUGGCUUUUUAUGCUGUUUUCACUGAUAGUGAUUCUAUUAGAGCUCUUAGACAUGAUUUGUUUCUUACAGGUCCCGUGGAUGGUCCGCCAAUAAAGAUCUCUGUUACCUCUUUAACCAUGCGAUCAGCCCUGGUAGCUUGGCAAUUACCACUCUACGUCGUCGUGUCCAGAAAAGAAACUUACCUAAUGAAACUAUUACUUUCGAAACAGGGAGGAAAAAAGGUUUAUAAGUUUCAAUCAGACCACUAUAACCGGAUUAUAAUGGAAUUAGAAUUGAACACUGCUUACUGUGUGUCAGUGCUAGUUUCUCACAGCAUAAGGGAUGGUCCGUGGAGUGAGUGUGUCUCUUUCACAACACCUUCAGGUAUUUUGUUAUUUUGCUUAGUUGAAAAGUUAUUUAAACUAAUACUUUUUAAUUGAUUACAUUGGAAUAGGUAAAUAGUUGGGUAAGAUUAAAUUCGCAUGUAAUAAGAAAAAAACCCUAAAAGAAAUUCAAUUGUAAAACGUAAAGUCGCGAAAGACACAGACAACCCAAUGAAAUUGUCUCGUGCAAUCUGUACCUUUAAGCCUGAGGCCUCGUCUAUGUGGAGAAAACCUGUUCCGGGUAGACGGGUCCACCCUCCAACUGUGUCAACUUUAGUGAGCGUUAAUAUGAGAAAAAAAUUAACCCCUUUCCCGGAGCCAACAGCCCUCGCGUAUGCUCUGAUUGUCUCGCCUGAACGAGUUGAUCUAGCUGGGUGCGCCAAAACCUUUGUAUAGAGAAAAAUACAUUUCCUUACAAAACGAGGCGAACCGUUAACAAGAGAAGAAAAAAAUUGGCUCGGCGCCAGGAGGGUGACCCGCCUAGGUGGCUCAGCCUUCUAGCCAAGCCAACAUGUUUUGUAAGGAAAUGUAUUCAAAGUUGGUUCGUCCAGGUUAGCUCGGGUAAGCUGGUGACUCUUUUCUUUGGGACAACUUUUCUCCUUUUAAACGUCGUUUGAAAUGGAAAUGGAUUACAGGACUGUGUCAACGUAUCACGUUCGUAUUUUGAACGAGCUUUUAGCUCCUAGACGUAACGUGUCAAAAUAAAUGAUUAAUUGAUUGAUGAAAUGAUUGAUUGGCCAAAGCGGAAAUUAUCAUAAUAUUCCCUAAUUUCCCAAUUGGGUUGGUGCUCCAUGUAAAGUCAACUUUUGCAAUAUCUUUUGUUCUCUGCACGUUUUGCACGUGCAAUGCAUCAGCUUCUCGAAGAUUUGCAUACAGUGAACGUGUACUUAGGUUUACAUGAAGCCCCACCCAAACGGCGGUAAAAAAUGAAUAUUAUGUUUUUUUUCAGUUUUGCCCAGUUCUAGCUGGUGUGUUUGAUUUUUUUUAAAAUUUUAAUCAAUUUAUUUAUUCAUGAUGUACUCUGGGCUUCUUAGGAUUGCACGUGCAGCGAUUUGCACCGCUUUUUGUCUUUUUAGCUUUUGCCCAUUCUUUUGCCCAUUUACUUUUCGAACAUAUCAGUGGAUUUUUUUGUCCAAUAAGAAUUAAGAGUUGAGAAAAUAUCUCUUACAGACUGUGCAAAUAGCUGAUACCACAUAUAUAUGACUGUAGACUUUUCCCUGAUUAAUCUGACGUUGCAUUUAGUCAUUUGACAUAAUUAAAACUUGUUGUUUCCAGGGCUAGAAUGUCAUUUUGGGUUGUUUACUAUGGUUUUAAAAUUUUCUUUUACUUCACAGUAUGCCCAGAUGGAUGGAGAAGUUAUGGUGGCCAUUGCUAUCGAGCGUUCAGUCAGAAUAAGUCAUGGAAGGAUGCCAAUAACCACUGUCUUAAUAAAAAUUCUGAAUUAGCUUCAAUUCACAGUCCACCUGAAAAUCAGUUAGCAGCUUCCUUAUUGAAUCCAGGCUCUCAAUGUGCGUGGAUUGGAUUACGAAACAAAGGCAUUAAUACCACGUGGACAGAUGGUUCUCUAGUCAACUUCACAAUUUUGAAUGUUUUUGAGGGCAGUGGUAAUCCAGACUUCAAAUGUGUUGCAUAUGUUGAACAAAAUAAAUCAUGGACAGCGAUGUCCUGCUCAUUUCAAUGUACUGAUUUCCUGUGCAAGAGAAAGGGUAAGUCAACCUGGCGAUUUUUCGGGGAGAGGGAAGGAUUGAUAGAGCAUGAAAGGAUGAUUAACACGAAAGGAAUUAUUACCAAAAAGUAAAGUACUUAAAGUAUAUAUACUUAAAGUACUUACUUUAAGCCGCACUUUAAAGUCUUCUGCUUUCAUGUAAGAGCACUUUAUCCACAAAUGUAUACACAGUGAUAGGCUUCGGGUUGCAAAGCUUCGCGGACGAAGGCGAUAUAUACCCUGACACCCACCUCUCAGUACGUUCACAAACAACUCCGUGCCCGUAAAGUUAUCUCUUGUUCGCGAAUCGUAUAUCUUACGGAAUAGGAGACUGUAAACAGUCCAUUGACUGACAGGAGCUUCAUGCUUUUUUUUGGGUUUUUUUUUUCGCCUCGGAGAGAUCUUUAUUAUAGAUAAUCCUGAUAUAUUAUUUCAAACAUUCUAGCAUUUGCGCCAACUAAAAACUAAGAGAAAGUUUUGUUUGAAUCACAGAUUACAGCCAGCAAGACUGUUCAGACCGUCCCCUUGGUAUGGAAAAUUUAGCGAUUCCAGAAACUUCGUUAGCUUAUAAAAAACAGUCUGUCGGAAAUGACAUGCUUUCUCCUCGCCUGAGUUCUUCAGGGGGAUUGUGUUUUGACAGCAGCGUUGAUGCUUAUCUUAGAGUAAACCUACAAUCAAGUCAUUUCAUUUGCGCCAUUGGAACGCAGGGAUACUCUCAUAAAGAUUGGUAUGUUUUCCAAUACAAGAUUGAGCUUGCUGCAUCAUAUUCCAAAGGCGACUAUUAUAUGGAAAAUGGAAACGUAAAGGUUUGUGUCGUUGAUGGUACAAUUGCAAUUCCUAUUUUAAUAGUCAGAAUUUUCAAGCCCCUCUAACAUAGUAAACGUAAAAAAUCUAAAGGAAACAACGCGUAACUAUGUAAUAUAAUUAAGCCUUUGGAGACAGCCAUUUAGCAGCAACUGAUCCGCCAUUUUACCAAAUUUUUCUUUUUGGACCGGUAUUCCGCCAAUUAGCAAGGGAAUGGCUAAACAAUAUUUCUGACACUGAAAGGCAAGGUUUGCUUUAUAUACUGACACUACGACGUAAGCAUUAAAGCGAGGCCUAAGGGUCACAUCGCUAUUAAAUUGUAUAACGUGGCAGACGAGCACCCUAAAACAACGACAAAAAAUAGUUUGUGAUAGAUUUUAUUCGAAACCAAUAGAUCUCUUACAGUAACGGGCUUCUAUUCCGAUACACUUGCCAAAAACGAUAGGGUUCCACAAAGUAACGGUCUUCUAAACCGAUACACGUGCCUUCAACAAAAUUACAAUUCUCCGUUCAAAGUGUCACAUGAACACGUGUUGGAAACGUGAUCAGCUACAUCUAAGAUCAAAAAAUGUCACGCGCGAAAUGUAACACAAAACUCCGUGACACACUCCCCCCUUGACCAGUCGAAUCACUGGUCAACUAGUCUCCGAAUAUAAUCAGCAUUCCGAGCGGCAAGACGCCUGGGUGGCCUGAUGCCAUCAAUUAUCUGCUCCUCCCGAGGUUGUUCAUCAUUACUCACGACAGGUAUCUUCAGAGGAAACAGCCUUUGCACUGGUCUCUUCAUAGUAACAGGUCUACCACUCUUACUCAUAACCUUGACUAAAGCUGCUCUAACGCGAUCGUCCGCACCAUGGAUCAACUGCUCCACUCGUCCAAGUUUCCACUGACUACGGGGUAGAUUGUCUUCUAAAACGGUAACAACAUCUCCCUCAGAUACAGGAUUACUGGAUCUAGGCCUGGAUUUCUGCCGAUGCGGGUUCCUUAACUCUGUAACAUAUUCUCUGCUCCAGCGCCUCCAGAAGUGUUCCAGUAACAAUCCAAAGUACUUCCGUCUUCUUGGGAGAUCUUCCGACGACACUGUAUGGUUAAGUGAGGCUUGUCGAUUUCCUGUUACCUCCGGCAGUGAUAAUAUUCGUCUUCCAUACAUCAAGUGACUUGGUGUCAAUGGUUCUUUAGGAUCAUCUGAAGAUACGUAAGUUAAGGGUCUACAGUUAAGAGUUCCCUCAACCUCGACGAGAACAGUGUGCAAUUCGUCAUAGUUUAACUUAGCGUUCCUAAGUAUCUUCCGCAAACAUCUCUUUGUAUUCUGAAUCAAUCGCUCAAAAAAGCCACCCCACCAGGGCGCUCUGUCCACAUUAAAUCUCCAGUCAAUUUUUUUACUGGCCAUGAAUUUCUUGACUCUUGGGUAAGAAAAUAACUUGCUCAAAAUUUUAUCUGCAGCCUUAAACGUUUUAGCAUUGUCCGAGAUAAUCAGUUCUGGUAAACCCCUUCUAGCUGCGAAUCUCCUCAGGCAACGGAUGAAUACAUCAACCGACAGGUCCGUAGCAAGCUCUAAAUGUACUGCUCUCACAGAACAGUAAGUAAACAAGAGAACAUAGACCUUCUGUAACCCAGACUGUCCUGACACCUUACUGUACAAAGGUCCAGCAUAAUCUACUCUGACAUAAGUAAAGGCAGGGAUCUGGCUCAAUCUAAACUCGGGUAGGUCACUUUGAGGAGGCACUCUGUAACUCUUUCCUUCAUAUCUGCGACAAACUGUACAGCUAGCCAGUGUUCUUUUAACAAACUGUCGUCCCUUGACAAUCCAAAAUCUGGUUCUCAGCUGGGCUAGCGUAGCUUCUACCCUAUUGUGAUGCACCCUUUCAUGAGCAUCUCUCACCAACAGAGUUGAAAGAUAAUGAUUCUUUGGUAGUAAGGCUGGGAACUUCGUCUCAUGUGGUACAUCAGCAUUAGCAAUUCUCCCCUUACAUCUUAGGACUUCACUACUGCCUUCGUACAAACCAAAGUCUCGCUCUAACUGACUGUGAUUUGCUAGGGACCUCAAUUCUUUCUGGACACUUCUUAACCACUUCACUUCUACAUUUCCAAGUUCUUCUGCAGUAACGUCUCCCAAGUAAACAGUUCCUUCCUUUAGCAACUUGGCCUUGAUUUUUAAAUUUUUCACAAAGCGCAACACCAAGACCGUAAUACGAAACAACUUGUCACAGAAGCUAAAAUCUGUGAUCGGAAUAAUAGUGUCCAUAUUGGGUAUUCCAUUUGUAGUUAACAAUACCGCUUCACCAACUGCUUCGAUAGCUUGGCCUUUCUAUCUCUCUUCAGCAAUUGUUUCGGAACAUUCCUCAGAACUGGGCCAGUUUCUCAUGGGCUCCGACAGCCAAGAUGGUCCCUUCCCCCACAACACAUUACUCUUUAACUUAGCCGCACUUUCUCCGCGAGAUCCUAUGUCUGCUGGGUUCUCAACGCCAGGACAAUGGUUCCACAUGCUCUCUUCGGUUAAAGACAAGAUUUCAUUCACAUGAUUUUGCACAAACUGCUUCCACUCCUUCGAACCCUUUAUCCAGCAGAUUGCAGUAUUGCUGUCUAGCCACAAGUGUGUCUUGUCAAUUGUAAUCUGUGACGCCAAGGCUUCUUUAACUAGGACACCAAUCUUGCUAAGAUGACCCCAGACAGUAAUUCGAGUCUAGGGAUAGACUGCCUUGUCAGCGGUGCCACUCUGGUUUUGGAUGACAACAAAACUGGAAAAAAAUCACCACUCACUUCAAGAACCAAGUAAACAGCAGCACAAUAAACCUUCUCCGAAGCUUCCCCAAACCCAUGAACAACAUACGACGUAACACCUUCCUCUAAUCCAGCAUACACACACCCUCACAUUAACACUUGCUGCACCUUCCUCAAGUCCCAGUUACCACCCACUGCUUCCGGUGACCUGGGAGUGAGGCAUCCCAUUCAAACUUGUCCUGCAAAAGAGAUCGAAAUAAAAUCUUCAGUUUCCACCAGUAUUGGAAUUGAGUACUCCAUGGGGGUCAAAGAAACCUUCGAAGUAACUUAACAAGCCUCCUGGUCGCUCAAGUCUUCUGAAAACUUCAGUAAGGCUUCAAAUUCUAAAAUGAACUCACUUAGUACUGGCUGGAAGUUCCACCAGACCAAGUACUUGUGUUCAUCUCCGUACCGCUUCUUAAAUGAUUGACAGUAGUUUUGCAUAAGACCCUGUAUCCUCCACUAUGUUAAUAAAAGUUUCGACAGUCCCAAACUUGUCUCAUAAAUCAAUUAAGCAAUUAUAAUUUGAAUUGAAAUUCUUUCAUAAGUUAACCCACCUUCCAAUAGGCACUUUAGACUUCUGAUAAAGCGACAGACACUCCCUCAACACCUUUUCCUGUCACAAAAUCAUCCAAAUGAAUUCAACAAGUUGUGAACUAAAACCAGGGUCCAGCCUUUAUAUUGACUGAUAAGUGAUACUUCAAAGUGGAAUUUAAAAGAAAGGGCUAGUAUUCAAAACACCACACGACAAAACCGAUAUAACAUCAAUCCGGGAUUCUCUUCUUCUAAACUGUCCACCAGAGGAAUCGCAGGACAUCACGAUCUUCUUCAGCAACUCCCACAUUGAGAAAGGCCUUUUCAAUGUCUCCUACAAGUGCAAUUCUUUUCUCUCUAAACCGGAGGAGAACAUUGAAGAUUGUUGGAGUUAAGGCUGGUCCCGAGUAAAGACAUUCGUUAAGACUUGGACUUUCACUGCUGGGCUUUGACGACGCAUCAAAGACAACACGAAGUUUGGUUGUAAGGGCAUCCCGGCGUACCACCCCAUGAUGCGGUAAAUAAUGCACCCUUCCAACAUCAGGACGCUUGCCAAAGUCUACUUGCUCAAUUAUACCACUCUGCAGCUUCGCACCGUUACUAGAACUAGAUGGAACAGACCCACCUUGACUUCCUUGAGGCGAUUCUUGUUUGCCAUGAGAAUUUUCACAUUUCUGCAACUUGAUAAGGGUGCCAUGACUUCGCGCGCGAAACUCUUCAGAUUCCUCUAUCUCAGGUUCUAAAUUUCCUUCGUCGAUUGCGGCCAAAAUCGAUUCGUCCAAGGCCUUUAAGGUCGCUAAUUUUUCAUUGAGCGUAAUAGUUAUCCGUUUUAUCUUGUCUUUAGUGGUAUCACACCCAUCGUAAUCCAUGAGAAGUUCAUCGACUGAUGCAAAAACUUUCCUUGUGUUUAAGCGAUGUGCCGCACGUAUUUUCAGGUUCUUCGCUAGUUUUCCAGGCAUAAUUCAGCUAGUUCUGACUCCAAAUCCGGUUCUUGGGACCAAAUGUGAUAGAUUUUAUUCGAAACCAAUAGAUCUCUUACAGUAACGAGCUUCUAAACCGAUACACCUGCCUUCAACAAAAUUACAAUUCUCUAAAUCAAAAAACUACUCCGUUCAAAGUGUCACAUGACCACGUGUUCGAAACGUGAUCGGCUACAUCUAAGAACAAAAAAUGUCACGCGCGAAAUGUAACACAAAACUCCGUGACAUAGUUCUCACAAUUGCUGCGCUGCUGCGUUUUGCAAUAAUCGUUCCGAUUAUAGGAAAGACAACCUUUUUUAUGUAUUUCCGAAGGAUCCUUGCCAAAGCUAGUUUCUCCACUGUCCACUUUCCAACGCUUGUUCAUUUACUAUUAGUGCUCCAGGAAUAUCUGUUGAGGUUAAUUUUAAAUCACAAAUUCGUCUUGUUUUCCCCGCCCCAUUUACUUUUUUUGAAGUUUGCGGAAAGUCUGGUGUCACUUAGACUUCGCUUUCCUGCUUACGUCGUACGUGUGUAUUGGAUGUAAUAGACAGCUUUCACGAUGACGACAUUUUACUUCAACUACCAGAAUUCAUUUCAUUUUGCUUUCUUAUUUAAAUUUGUCAAUCCCACUGAGGUAUAAAUAAUAGCCCUUAUUUGCACAAGACAACAACUAACUGAAUGAUUCUGGCAGUUGUAGUAAAAUGAUGUCAUCUUGCAAUUGUCCUAUCAAGGAAUUAUUUUGAUUGUUUGUUUAUUCCUUUUAUCACAUGCGUGCAAGCCAUUUUUUAAAGAUAAAACAUAUUUCGAUGUUUUUUUUCUCGAUCUCGGCUUUUUCCCUUUGCCUCUCUUUUUAUAAUUAGUUUUGUUACCCACUUUACGGUUUUUCUGUCGGUGGAACUGUGGCUGGCUAACUUUCCAGGUAAGGAACAAAAUAAAUCUGCAAAAAGAAGUAGGUCAAUAGCAAAACUGGCGUGGAUUUUUCCCCAAAAUGCAUGUUAAUUGGCUUUUUGUGUGUAACUGUGUCAGGAUUGUUCGAAAUGUGUAAAAUGAAGUACCCAUAGAGAGAUGAAUCUUUGCUGUUUUCGUUGCUUGCCAAAUGGCUUAAACAGAAAGCUUUUAAAAUUGUUCCAGGAAAGAAAAUAUGCAAUUUUCCAUACGGAACCGAAACGACCAAAGCGGUCGACAAAGGAUGUAACGGUACAUCGACUAUGAAAACGAUAAACAAGAGCGGACCUAAAAUAGAGCUUUGUAGAGCUCCGAAUGUCAUUGAGAGGGAGCUGGGUAACACACCACUGACGCUAACUUUCUGUCGGUGCCCUUCAACAUAUAACGUGAACCGCUUAGAGUGAUGCGUCUGAGAGUUGGUAAGUUGCAAACUCCCUGAGCAAGACCCCAUUGUCAACCAGGUCAAAAGCCAAGUUUUAGGAAAUCGAUUACAAAUUGUCCCGUCGCAAGGCCAGUCUUCGUGUUAGCUAACAGAUUAGCCCCGAACUCAAGCAUGGAAGAUUCACAAGAGUUGGUACUGGAAUAAUCGCUUAGCUUAGUUACUCGCAAGUUGAUAAAUGGACGUGGCGUUCGCGAUCGAGUAACUUAAUAAACAAUACAGGCAGAAUGCUAGUGAGUUGUAAUAGCCAACGUUGAGAUGAUCGCUAACUCUGAACAUUGGUGGAACAUAUGAAUUUUUUCUUGUAGCAGGGAUAGCUGACUUUCUGAAAGGCAUAGAGAUCUAAUUUUUUCUAGUGACUCUGUUAAUGCAGGAGCAGUUUAAUUUCAUAUAACAGACCCACCUUAUUCCAUCUAGUCGGGUACGCAAACGUAGCUUUUGUAGGAUGGUGUUCAAAAAGAAUUUUUUUGAUGAAGGAUUGUGUUAGCUCUGGAAAGUCAAAUGUGGUAGAGUUUGAGGUAUAGGAUGAACUGAUGUGUUUUAUGUGGAACCUUUCCAAACGUAUCCAAGUUUUAAUGGGGACUUUCAAUCUGUUUCAGAUAUUCGAGGCUAACAACAACAGAUAUGCUGUGAAAAAGAACGCCAUUCUAGAGUCUGGAGUAGUGGCAAAAUACGUGACUCUGUGGCCGACAGGCUGGGUUGAAAAGCUUUGUUUUAGAAUGGAGAUUUAUGGGAAAAGUUACCUGGAAAGAGGUGCGACCCUUUUAUUUUUUUUUCUACAGUACUGACUGUUUUAAAAGAAUCCAAUUAAGUCUAUUAUCUUAUCAUUCUUUGAUUCAAGAGACAAACUUUAACCCGGCAAAACAACUCCUAUGAAUGGUUAAAAAUAAGUAAUUAUUGAUUUUUUUCUCCUCCCUUCCUUUUUUUAUAGAUGGUUAAAUUACUGAAUAGUAAUUUAUAAUAAAGAGUUAAAUUUAGUGGCUUUUGCACUACUGUGAUGUUAUACGUUUUUCUAGUCGUGAAAAUAAGACUUGUUUCUUCUGUCAGUGUUGUUGUUGUUGUAGCCCUUCAGUCAUCAGAGCUUCCUUGCCAAUAUUGUUUCCCUUGGCUUAUAAAAACUCUCUAUAUUAUGAUGGGAAAGGAAACUCGAUAAGCCAACAUUAUUAUCAAUUGUUAUUUUCAUUCAUAUUAUUAUUGUUAUUAUUAUUAUAACAGUUUUCAACAAGAAGAUAAAAUUAGGUUAUAUUGUAAAAACCAUAACUCCCUGCUAAGGUAAAAACUCGCACUCAGUAACAUCUUGGCUACAGUCCGUAGGUUAAAAGUCCCACUUAUGAAGCACAAAUUGCUUUUUUCUUUGAAGUCCCUACCCGUGCACCUGAAAAUGUCUCUUAUUGGUUCUCUGCGGAUGGGUUAGAGGUUGCGUGGAGUCCUUUGCUUGCGUAUUUUCGUGGCUAUACUCUCCUGGGAUACGAGAUUGACGUCAUCGGCCCAGGAAAUUAUUUGUUGGAUGUUCGGAGGCAUUCCGAUGAGCCACCUUUCUGGGAAUUGAUAAAAGGAAUAAAAUCAGAGCAAGUUUAUUGCGUGGAAGUCUAUGGAUACACAACAUUUGGAAGAGGAGUUUCAAGUAGCUGUAAUGGAGGUACAAUGAAAAAUAAUCUAUGAUAGACCUUCGUAUAAGCGCUUCACAGCCCCUUUGUUAGCGCUCCUUCCCCACCUUCAUAACUAAAAAACCGAAACGCAAAUCCUGAAAGCUAAGGCUAAGUGAUUUUAGAGUGAAAAAAAAAUCUUACAUCGAAUUGAUAGCCGUAUAUAUGCACCCAAAAAAUAGCAAUGAUCUUCGACCACAUUUAAGAGCCAUAAUGGACCUUGAUCACAGUAGAUUAGGCCUCGAAAACGAAUUGUUGGAAAACAAAUCCGGCCGAAUUUUUUGCAUUCUACGAGUUUACUUAAAAAAAUCUUGCCAACAACUCUGGGUGCGUGUAAACGAACAUUUCAUACUUUUUAUACAUCACAUCUGAGGUGAAACAGUAAUAUGAGGCGCUGUUUUUAUCAUACAGACCUCAGACAAAAUGCAAUAUUUCACAAUUUUUCAAGACAAAUUGCACUUGUUCAAUAUUCAGAACCGUACGACGCAAGCGUGGGCUUUUGGCAAAACCGUUCAAAAAAUUUCCAAAAUCACCUACACGGCCAGCCGGUUCUCACUUUUGACAAGCGUCAAAUUUUCAGUGAACAUUAAAAGAGUUACGCUUCAACACAAUAAAGCAUUUAUUGUGUUUAUUUUUUUUUAUUUAAUGGUUUUAUAACGAUGUGUAAUCUUAAAAAGCGUUUGAUACGCUCGGCAUUUUGAGUACUCCUGCAAGCGAUGUUUAUGAACGACUGAAAAUAAACGGCAAAGCGAUUAAAAUUGCAAGAAACUACUAACAAUCAAGAAAAGAAAUGUAAUUCGGUGAAACAUUUACAGAGACAACAAUUUUCAUUCACGAAGACAAGCAUUAAAGCGUCUCUAAAAAUCCUCAGUCUUUAAGCUUAAGCUUAAAGCUUUUAGCCGGCUUCCUGGUGUUUACUGUUUUCAAAGAUGAACUCGAGGCAAGAAAAUCGCUCAAAGCUUUCUUUCUACAGCCAAAAUUAUAACAAAUACUCUUCGGAACGCUUUUUCUUUCUAUUUAUGGAGAGCAAAUAUCGACUAAAGGCUUCUUAAAGCUCUGUAAGCUUGUAUCAAAGCUCAUACUAGAUCAGAUCAUUGUCUCAGAUCUUAAAACAAUUGUGCAUAAACUAGCCUCAUAAACUGCGCUCGACUUCAUGAAAUUAGAUACAGAAAAAACAAACACAUACACUGUAUGCAAUAAUUACUCAGGCUUACCAUUCGAGAUGCAACUCCUGAAAGCUAUCAGGUAAGGCCAGAAUCGCUUGAGGGACUCUUUAAACCACCCGCAUCCAGCAAGGUGAAAAACGAAAACAAUGUCAUCCGAAAUCGGAUUUCCAGCUUUGACAAGCAGCGCAUUUCUCAACCAAAAAUUCAAUAAACAAACCAGCCAUGAAUAACAGAAGACUGUUGACGGCAGCUGUAUUUCAUUUUAGGCAUCCGGCGGACAGUAAGACAGUAAAAGACAGUAAAAAACAUCACAAGUUGACAAAAAACUCUGUCCGCUUCAGCUGUCAAAGUAAACAAGAUUCAAGAUGCUGAAUAAGACACGCAAUCAGAGCAUAAAAAUUGGACGGUCGUAGAGCGUGAUCAAUGCCUGACUAUGAUGAGAAAAGUGAAAAGCCUCUGUCUUCCCUGCUUGUAUUUUUAAAUGACUGGCUGAAUUUUCGCGUCCGAGAUCAGUUUGAAAUCAAAAUGCUAAUAGCGCGGGGCCAUAGAGACAUUAACACAACACUUUCUGUCAUCAUGUCGUUAUUUUGCUGCCGUUCUCUUUGCCUUUGUAUUUAUCUUUCGCGUUGCCUUUGUCUAUUCAUUCUAGCUCUGUCUCGUUCUGCUUGAAGGCGUUUUUCACUAUAAUUUUCUCUCAUUCUUCUCUCCCUGACUCUUUCUACUUGCCGACUUUCUUCGCUAAAAUUUUGUCUUCUUCUUCUACUUCUAACGCGCUCUCUUUGGCGAUCGUCUUCGCUUGCUCUACGCGUGUUGACUCUUCCUCUCUCCUUAAAACCUGUCGUCUAGACGCUGUAAUCUCUCUGCUGUUUGUUUUGUUGUUUGUUGGCUUUCGUAAGUUGUAAUAAAAAGUUAUAAAGGCUCUGUCGAAAAAUUUUUUGCCAUUAAGUUGCUUUGAAAUUUCUUUUUUCAAAACAAGUUGGCGAUAUAAUUGCGCGACGUUGCGCCAUGCGAUUUCCCGCCAAAAAAUGUCUACUUUCCCCUACCCCAAGAAUCCAUGCGGACUACUUUCCACUACCCGGAAAGUCCGUACGGACGGACGUACGCUGACGUCAUAACCAAAAUUUCUCGGAUGGAUAGUUUACCAAAUUAUCUUAGUUAUGGUGCUUCGCUCGCGCGCGGUUCGCGCGCGCAAGGAGCUCCGCUACAAAGGAAUACUUUGAGUAAUAAUCAGCAACUACGAGAUAUUCGGAGCCAUCAAGAGCGAAGAGAUCAGCGCCAAUGGUGUGCCAUGCCUUGGGGGGUACCUCUGUGGUGAUUAGGGAUUCUUUUUGUUGGCUAUGCUGGAGGCCCUCACAUGUACUGCAUGUUUUUGUGGUUUCUUCUAUGUCCUUGUACAAGCCUCUCCAGUAGACUGAGGUUCUAGCUCUUAGCUUAGUUCUCUCGGUUCCUUGGUGUGGUGCGUGUAGUUUCGUCAAAAUCUCUUUCUGCAGCGUGGCGGGAAUGAUAAUACGGUAGGAUUUCAUGACUAUUCCGUCUUCGGUGGCUAGCUCCUCCCAGUAGGACCAGUAUGGCUUUAAGAGUGUUGGGACUUGCUGGAUGUGUGCAACCUGCGUGGAUCAUUUCUUUCAGUGCAUUGAGCUCUGCGUCCAAGCUGCUCUGUUCUUUGAUCUUCUGCAACAUGCUGCUACUAAACUGAGGAAAGAUCUCGUGUAUUCGGACGUUCAUUCCGGGGAUAGGGUCUUGACUCUCUGCUGAUAAUCUUGACAGGGCAUCAGCGACUUCCAUGUCUUUGCCCGGUUGGUAGCGAAUGGUGAGGUCAUAUGUUUGCAGUCUUAGCAACAUCCGCUGAAUACACGGGGGAGCAGCUCUCAGGUGUUUCAGGUGGAUGCUUUCGAGGGGCUUGUGGUCAGUGUGGCCGUACAGUUAGGUGUGGAAUUUGUCGCAGCCGUAGACAACAGAAAGCAAUUCCCUUUCGACGUUUGCGUAUCUUGACUCGACAUCUAUUAGGGCGUUACUGGCGAAAGCGACAGGUUUACGGUCUUGUGUGACGGCAGCACCUAAGCCUUUCAUGGAAGCAUCAACUUGAAGAAUGGUUUCUUUCAUUGGAUCGAAGUAUGUCAGAGUGAUUUCGUUGCUGAUAGAGUCUUUGAUCCUAUUAAAAGACUCUUGGUGCGCUGCGUACCAUUUAAAGUGGUUGUCCUCUUUCAGGAGCUCACGGAGUGGGGCCGUCAGUGUACUCAGGUUUGGGAUAAAUGGGCCCAUGUAGUUUGCUAGCCCCUAACAAGGUUUGCAGUUCCUGGCAAUUUGUAGGGGAAGACAUCUGCUUCAAAGCAGAGCACCAUCUUGGCCACAAAUUACUGCAUAGAAUUUGAUCUUCUCUUGCUUUACAUAAGCACUUGUCAGGGUUUAGCGUCCAGUAUCUAUGCAACGAUUUAGCAUCGCGUGCACGUUGCGGUCGUGUUCCUCUGUGGUCUUCCCGAUAAGUACAAUUUCAUCUGCAAUUCGACGCCUUCGCAUCCUUCAAAUGUUUGCUCUAUCUUGGUCUGGAAAACGUCUUAAGACAUUUUGAGCCCAAAGGGCAUGCGCUUGAAUCUGUAUUACCAAAUGGCGAAUUAAAUGUAGUGAGGUAACAAGAUUCUUUAUCCAGGACCAGAAACUCAUAAGGGGUUGAAACGUGUAACUCUCAUAUGUUUGCUUUGUCCGAUGCUCGUGAUUAUUCAUUUUCGAAAGUACCAUAUUUGGAACGAGAAGAAGAGAUAACUGACCAAUCAAAUUUCGUAAACAACGUGACGUAAUUUUCCUUCAGGUUCCCGCGCCCGCUUAAAAAAAUGGCCGACAAACGGGAGAAAAACUCUCGAAAGCCGAGAAAGCUUUCAAAGGUUGAAACCAGAAAUAUUACCGAAACACUGAACAGGAUAUUAUUGCCUUACCACCCGGGCCAAACGUGACAUUAUGAAACCCACUGACUGCCUCGCAACUUCUUGAAGUUGUCACUUCAAAAAACGAUGCCUCGUUGACCCUCUGUACAGUAAACUUAUACUGCAAAUAGGCUUUUAAAAUUCUUAUGUUAAAAGUCUAGAAUAAACAGUGAAAAAUAUUUUCGAAUAAAAUUCAUUAGCUGCUUAUCGAAAAGUGUCCAAAACCUGAACCUGACAUCUUCGCAAAAAGUGAUGCUUGUAAUGAAUGUGAGAAGCAUUUUAAAAGCUUAAAUUAAACUUAGAUGUUGUCACGAUCGUGUUUUGAGCUAAUUUUAUGAAUGAACAAACUCAAAACAAUAGACAGAGAAGCCGUUUCUUGGAAAUUUUUAUUCAAAGUCCAAAAAGUUAAUCCUUUAAAGCAAUUCGGAAAACACUAUCUGGAUCGUGGAUUCGUUCACGCAAGGGAAAUCGGCCAAGCAUAUGGCAAAAUUCUUCACAAAAUCCAUCUCAAAUCAGGGCACAUUUUGUAAUUUUUCUUUAGCGCCGAAGAGAAAAAUUUAUAAAACGUCUAUGAAACAUAAAUUAAAUUCCGUUUCAAAAACGUAAUUGUCUUGGUCACAGAGUGCAAAAUGUACCUGAAAAUUCAGCAAAAAGUUCGCUGACUUGGUUGCAUUUCAAAACAGACCAUGGGCUCCGCCGUGAAGAAAACAAGGUUGAAUUCCUCGAAGGACGAUUUCUUGAUGAAAAGCUUCCCUUUCUCCACAAAAAGAAAGCUGAGCAUUCUUUUGAACUUUCUCUUUCCAGUUUUUGUCUUUUAACGGUGUAUUUUUAACCUUGAAAUGCAGAACUCUUGUCUUAAAACAUCUGCAUGGUGAUCGCACAGUAGCCAUUUUGUUGAAAAUGGAUAUCCGUCACUAAGGUUUCCAAAUAUGGUCAAAAUGAAUAUUCACGAGCAUUGAACGCGAGUUACACGUUUCAACCCCUUAUGAGUUUCUGCCAGGACCAUGUUCCAGUACCCGCAUUUUGCAUCCACCAUAGAAAAUACUUUAGCAUCAGCUAGCUUUGGUAGGAUUUCUUCUAGGGUUGGAGUGACAUGGUGUUCUCUCUGAAUGGCUGCAUUGAGGUCUUUGGGAUCCAGGCAGAGCCUCAACCUCCCGUUCUGCUUGCGGCGGUAAACAAGGCUGUUGACCCAUUGUGUAGGUUCACCUUCUCUGAUCGUUGUUAUAAUGUCACUGUUAACUAUCUCGUCCAGUUCCCUUUUGAUGUCGUCCUUGAGGCUGAUUGGCAUACGCCUUGGGGGAUGGACAACUGCGGGGACAUUAGGGUCAAGUACUAUGUGGUAUUCGCCUUGGAACUUUCCCACUCCAAUGAAGCACUCGGGAUACUGACUGAGGUCCUGUUUGUUCUUAAUGUGUUGCUCCUUGGAAACUGUAUUGUUGCGGGGUGCAGGGUCAUUUUCCUCAACAGAAAAGUUAAGUGUCAGCAGCUUCAAGUCGGUGGAAGUCAGGAGGCCUAUAAUUGCUGGGCCUGGGGUGUCUGUGACAUAGAAGAAUGCGCGAGCUUUUUCCCCUUUGUAGGAACAAGGUAUGGUAACAGUAGCGUGAUGUUUGAUUUGUGAGCCGCCAUAGGCAGUGAGGAUAACAUCCGAGGAUGAGACUGGUCUGAGACUUCUAUGAUCGUCUAGGUUGUGCGGAUACAUUUGACGAUAGAGCCGCAUCGGGAGUAUGUUGCCCUGUGCACCGGUGUCAAGCUUGGCUUUAAGGACGGUGUUCUUGUGAGUGCCCUGUGGCAGGUUUCGAUUAAUUGAUACGAACACUUCAUCUCUAUAACGAUUAGACUCUGCGCGAGACACCGGCUAUGGUAAUUGAUUCGAAAACAACCGACUCAAAUGCUGGUGAUAAUGUUGAUUCGGCGCUUGCCUGUGAGGCUUGGCUUCCGGCUUGUUCUAAAGAGUGAAAUCGUUGCAGUACAGACAUGUCUGACCAGUAGUUAGAAAGUAAAUUGUGGGAGCGGCCACAGUUUCCGCAUAACCGUGUUCCUCUUGGGGGUUGAGAGUUUGAUGGUUGGGUGCCCUGUGGUCCUUUCCGCGUGUUUUUGUUUUUGGACCAAGUGAACGGAUUCCUCAGAGUUAUUAAUGCUACUGCUCGCCAUGGCAGAUAGCUGUGCUUGAGAUGCUUGGAAUGAUCUAGCAAGUUCCACCGCUUUGUCGAGUGUUAGCGCGGACCCUUUACUUAUUAGCUUUUCUCUCACUUUGAGCGAGUUAGUGCCGAAUACCAUGCGAUCGCGUAUCAUUUCGUCGUAUCUUUGAAAUCGCAGUCUUGGGCGAGGAUGCGUAGAUCUGUGAUGAACUUCUACGCUGUUUCGGACUAUCCUUGAAAACGGCUGUGAAAUUUAAAUCUGGCGAAGACAGGGUUUGCUCUUGGACUGACGUGAGCUUCGAAGCGAUCGUAAUAUGUUUUCAACUUACUCUUGUCCUCGUCGGUGAUGUCGGUCCACGUGUUGUAGAUAUCACGUCCCUUUUGUCCGACCCAGAUAAGUAGGUAGCUCAUUUCUCGGCUUCUUGGCGUGAUUUGAGCGGACCGGAGAACAUGAGCUCCACGUGCUAUUUGAAGCGACGCCGAUUUUCUUUAAGAUUGUCACCGUCCCAGUGCAUUUCGGGGCAUUCGAUGCCGCUUAGAGUCAUUGCUUUGUUGUUUUCACUUUUACUUCUGACGCCAUGCAUAGAUUCUGAGUCGUAACAUACAAACUGUGUGGUUUUACUGUAUACUGAGCGGCAAUAUGGCCGAAUAAAAUAGUAACAUGAGCUUCGCAAGGCAUCAUGGCCAAAACACCGGAAAUACAAAUAACGGAAGUGUCAACCGUUGAAGGUAGUAUAGAAUCAUUACAAAGUCAAGGAAGUGUAAAGAGAAAAGAAAAAGUGAAAAUUGAGCAGACACGGAUCAAGCUGUCAAAUCCCGGAAAUGGAGAACAUUAAUAGAAACAUUUGCUUCAAACUUGAAAAUGAAUUUCUUUGAAAUGCUUGUGACGACGGCUUCUUCAAGUCAUGAUAGCACAGUAACUGAAUUACACGGAUGUCGAGUUUGUGUUCGACUAAAAGAUACCCUUUUUGCAAGACUGCGAAAAAUCUUUCUUUCUGACGUCACAUUUUUCUGUCUCAAUUUAGUGUCUUGCGUACCCCCCUUAUAAAAACGUUAUUUGUGUGUAUCAUUUUUCAUGUCUCAGUCACUUCAUACUGAUGUUAUUUUGCCCUCUAUGGCAUUUUUUACCUGCCCUCUAUUAAUGUCUUUCUACUACCUCUCGCAUAUUCUGUUCAUCAAUUUACAGAUUCAAUCGGAGCUCCAGUCAUUUUAAGUUCGCGGAAGAUCAACUCUACAUCUUAUGAGAUUACAUGGGAACCAGUUCCUCAUUACAUUCACGGUGCAACCAUCGUAGGAUACCGCAUAUCAUACUAUACUGUACAGGGAUCCAACUCCUUGAGGAAUAUAACCUAUAUGGUUAGCAACAGUAGUGAAUAUGCUGUAGUUCUUAAUGGUUUACAGCGUAAUUCAAACUACUGUGUCCAAGUUCGUGCCUUCACCAUCCAAGAGGAAGGUCCAGCCAGAGAGUGCGUCUUUGUCCGUAACGGUAAGAUUUUUUGAAGCUGUAGAAUUUCCGUCUUCUUUCCUUGCCACCACAUGAAAAACGAAACGAAAUUUAUAUUUCCCAUCAGUGCCCCGAAGCUACAACGCGUGGGAUUGGAACUUGCAAUUGAAUCAAUUGGAUUAGUAGAUUACUAAAGUAAACAUGUUUUGUUUUUAACCUUUUCUCCCUCCCCCUCAAAUGAUGAGCUCGUAAUAUGACAUAUCGAUCGAGUCAGUUCAGUCAGAUCCUUUACACAUUCUGAGUCAAAGAAUAUUUGAUAUAUAUGAGUAUGGUAUGAGACUAGCAAAGAAAAUCGUUACAACUGUAAGCGGAGUUGCUUAUUAAAGAGGGGGAAAAUAAGUUUGUAAUAUUUAAAGAAGGAAAGUGUCAGAGCGAUAACGGCAUUACGGAAAGAAUCGACGCCACAAGUUACUGACAUUGAGGUAAUUGACGUUCAGUUAGGGGGAAAUAAUAAGAUUAAAGGUGUUCUUUUUCGUAGAUGUUAUUGUACUACCACCUCCAAAAGCCUUGGCUUACCAAGACUUCUCUUCAAUUGUUACGGUUCAAUGGCAAAGCCUGGAAGGUCUUCCAAACGGCCUGCUUCAAGGUUACGUUGUGCUUCUGCCUGAUGCAAAUACUUCGAUUUUUUCUGCAACCUGUAUGACGAACAUCACUGGCAUAUUUUCUGGCUGUAUUCAAGUAGCUGCCUUUACAAGGGAAGGCUUAGGAAACAAAACAGGGUGUCUUACGAUACUAAACCGUAAGUAACUAAUCACAAUUGAUAAUAAAAAUACAGCGGGACAUAUACUCUAGCAGAAUGAUGAGGUGAGGUGAAAUUAAACCACUGAAUUUCACUGGUGGGGACGAUGAAUUUUUUAUACUUAGGGACUUGUCAGAAAUUAGCAAGGGGGAGGGGGGGUUGGAAACAGAGGGAGGGUCACAACUUUUUGAGACUGCGGAAAAGGGAGGGGUCAUGAAAAAUGGGCUGUUAAAAGGGGGAGGGUAAUGCAAAUAUGUGUCCGUGAUCAUGUAGAGGUUCACCCACAAAAGAAAAAAGAAUGCCAGGGAUGCGAUCCGCUGAAUAUUAAGCGACAAUCCUGCUAAAAUUUUUCAUAAUUAUACAUAAUUAUGCGAAUGUUUAGACAAUCAACCAAUCAAAAUCACUACCCGGUUUUCGGGUAUUGGGUGAUGUCACUGGACGGCAUUAACGGCCGGUCGAUUCAGACGUUGUUGAGAGGAGGAAACGACUCAAAGCACCCUAGUGUAUUGCAAGAACUAGAUUUUAUCAUUUAUACAAUAGGGGGAGGGUCACGAUAUUUUAGUCCAAGGUCAAGGGGAGGGUUAGCAAAUUUCACUCUCAUUGUAGAGAUGGGUCAACUCAUUUCCAAACCCAAAUUUAAAAUUCCCAACCCCCCUCCCCCCUGCUAAUUUCUGACAAGUCCCUUAAUUUAGGAAGAAAGCCGUCAUUAGAGUAAUCCACAAGCUGAAAACAGAAUAAUAAGUAAGUACAAUGCAGUGAAGUCCAUCGUUGUAUUGCUUUUUUUCUGGCUGAAACAAAUAUUAACGUUAGCCCUGUAUUGGGCUCGCUAAACCAGUCAGACGGUCAGUGAAGGUCCCCGUCGGUUCCAUGAUGUGAUGUCAAUCUAACAAUGGUUUGAAUAGUAAUUCAAGUGUUGAUAUGAUCUGAAUUUGUUUUAACUGAUUUUGUUUCUUAGAUAAGUGUAAUCAUUAUUCAUUCAAAAUAUUUCUCCGAUUCUAAUUGGCUAAAAGCACACGCAUAAUUCACCAUAACCAGCUACUGACGACCAAAUUUGGAAGAAUUUUGCGAUUAAUCAACCAGCGACGUCAAAAGUGCAGCUUCCGUGCAGGUUGAUGCACCUCCGCGAGCUGUGCGGGCUAUGGCGUGAGAUCAUUCUUUGCAAAGUUGUUUUCUCUCAAUAACAAUUUUUGUGUGAAUUAAUAGUUUUCUGGCACCUAAAUAUGGAUUUUACAAUCAUUUUAGCGUACACUUUCUCUCAGUUUCAGGAUAAAAACAUAAGCUUGACUGUGAGGAAAAAAAUAUACUCACGCAAACAUUGACGCGUGCUGCUUUGAGCGCGCCUACAAUAAUAAAAUUUUAAGUUAACUGAUGCAUUGAUCGCUUUGAUAAUGUUAUAAAACGACUAGUUCAUGUUUCAGCAGUGUGUAUGACGAGAUAUUGAGCACUUGGGAAGUUUGGAGAGCACUCAAGAGGCUAGAG
This is a messenger RNA of Porites lobata, 27356 nucleotides long. NCBI's taxonomy places the organism in Eukaryota, Metazoa, Cnidaria, Anthozoa, Scleractinia, Poritidae. The record is from the annotation of a GenBank genome assembly.